Messenger RNA from Pedinophyceae sp. YPF-701, 921 nucleotides. NCBI's taxonomy places the organism in Eukaryota, Viridiplantae, Chlorophyta, Pedinophyceae. The record is from the annotation of a GenBank genome assembly.
AUGGGGCAAUCGAGGAAGGACGCUGGGGAGGAACAGCGCGUGGUGCGGGCUGUGGGCAAUGAGGAGCUAGUAGACGACGGCGGGUUCGUGUUCCGGCGGGCCGCCGCUGGCGCGGCGGCGCCUGAUGCAGCUGCGGCUGGCGGAUCCGCGGCCCGCGCGGGCGCACGGGACCCUGCGGGCGGAGAGCAGGCGGCGGAUCUAGCGGACGUACCGGAGGCGUACCGCGAGGCGUUGCGGGCCGUGCCGGACGACGCACAGGGCGCUGCCCGCGUGGUGCACCUCUGCAAGUCCCUGGCGGCCAAAGUCCGGCAAGACGUCCUCCAGUACGAAGCACAGCUGCCAGACGAGUACUACGCGACGGUGAAGCAAGCGUACAACACGGUCCUCGACGCAUGGCUCGCGAAGGUCGAGCAGCUCGCCGCAGACGAGCAGAUCCUGAUGCCGGGCGACAUCGAGGCUGGCAGCGACGUGGCGCUCGGAGACGCCGAGAGCCGCCGCGCGAUGCUCGUCGGCCUCAGGGACCGCCUCCUCAACGAGGAGCGCGAGUGGCAGAGCCUGAAGGCCGCCGCCGCGGCCCAGGGCGCCGUCGGCGGCGCCCCCCGCCCAACAUCUCUCGCGGCGGGCCCCGAGCUGAAAGCGGCGGUCGACGCCGCCCUGGAGCGCGCCCGGGCGAGGUCGGUGGCGGGGAAGCUCGACGAGGCGCUGGGGGACGCGCUGCGGAAGCUGUCGCUGCAGGUCGACGCGUUGGCGGCGCUGGUGGACGGUGCGGAGGGUCUCGCGACGCAGGCGGAGCGGGCGUGCGCGCUGAUGCAGUCGGAGCUACGCGGGGCGGCGUUCGCGCACCUGGCGCACGUGGACUCGCCGCUGGCGCUGAUCCGCGCGGCCGUGCGCGGCGGAGGCGCGCCGCCGCGGGAGGGGUGA